Molecule: messenger RNA, 1422 nt
Organism: Gadus morhua (Atlantic cod)
Lineage: Eukaryota; Metazoa; Chordata; Actinopteri; Gadiformes; Gadidae
Product: caspase recruitment domain family, member 11
Biological process (GO): regulation of apoptotic process
Cellular component (GO): cytoplasm
Molecular function (GO): CARD domain binding
Source: RefSeq, a predicted model, not a curated record
CACACACACACACACACACACACACACACACACACACACACACACACACACACACACACACACACACACUCACCCCCCCCGUGUCUCUCUCGUGAACUCAUAUCCGUGCUUAUAGUGAGCCCCGCGCCGCACCGUGUAGCUCAGAGGUGAUGGGAGCGACGGGCUCGUGGAGUAGUGGACAGUAAACACAGUUAACACCUGCAGCCGCGACAGAGCGACCGCCUUUCAAAUUAAACUUCCGCUUCAGGACCAGAGGAUGGAGAACGGAGUGGGUGGAGCUGGAGGCCCGUCGGAGGGCGGGGCCCAGGGCGGGGGCCGAGGCGGGGCCCAAGAGGUGGUGGACGCGGACGCCCUGUGGGAGAAGGUGGAGGGUAAACGCCACGAGCUGACGCGGGCCAUCUCCCCGGGGAAGCUGACGCCGUACCUGAGGCAGUGCAGGGUGCUGGACGAGCAGGACGAAGACGAGAUCCUCAACUCCAUGCUGCUGCCCUCCAAGGCCAACCGCACCAGCCGACUGCUGGACAUUCUCCACACAAAGGGCGAGCGAGGGGUGGUGUCGUUCCUGGAGAGCCUGGAGUUCCACUACCCAGAGCUGUACAAGAGGGUGACGGGCAAGGAGCCCACACCCCGCUUCUCCACCAUCGUAGUGGAGGAGGGCCAGGAAGGGCUGACCCAGUUCCUGAUGAACGAGGUUGUGAAGCUGCAGCACCAGACCCGCGCCAAGACCCUGCAGGAGCUGGAGCUCAACCGCAAGAACUGCACCCUGGAGGACGAGCAGAAGAAGCUGCGGCUGGCCAACCAGGAGCUGCAGGCCUUCCAGCAGAGGUGCAACAAGAUGCGUGAGGAGAGGAACAGCUACAACGACGAGCUCCUGCGGGUGAAGGACGAGAACUACAAGCUGGCCAUGAGGUACGCCACUCUGAGCGAGGAGCGGAACAUGGCCGUCAUGAGGAGCCGCGACCUGCAGCUGGAGAUCGACCAGCUGAAGCACCGGCUGAACAAGGUGGAGGAGGAGUGUAAGAUGGAGCGCAGGCAGAGCCUGAAGCUGAAGAACGACAUCGAGAACCGGCCCAAACGAGAACACGUGUUCGACCUGCAGCGCGAGAACGAGGUUCUGAAGAUCAAACUGCAGGAGGCUGCAGUCCAGCAUACUGGUACCCUCUACCCUAACCCCGGGUGGGUGCUGCCCGGGCCGCUGCCCGCGUCGGAUAAGGCCAUCAUGGACAUCCUGGAGCACGACCGGCAGGAGGCCCUGGAAGACCGGCAGGACCUGGUGAACCGCCUCUACAGCCUCCACGAGGAGGUGCGGCAGGCCGAGGAGCUCCGCGACAAGUACUUGGAGGAGAAGGAGGACCUGGAGCUGAAGUGCUCCACGCUGCAGAAGGACUGUGAGAUGUACCGCAACCGCAUGAACACCAUCGU